Molecule: messenger RNA, 1204 nt
Organism: Daphnia pulex (common water flea)
Lineage: Eukaryota; Metazoa; Arthropoda; Branchiopoda; Diplostraca; Daphniidae
Product: retinol-binding protein pinta-like
Exons: 8
Coding region: 136-1080 (314 amino acids)
Cellular component (GO): membrane
Molecular function (GO): phosphatidylinositol bisphosphate binding
Source: RefSeq, a predicted model, not a curated record
GUCUGAACCGAUUUAGCCAAGGCUGUGUGUAACACGAUAAAAUGAUUACACGACACUUUUCAACCACCUUCGUUUAAGUCCUUUACUUUUUCGUGAGUCUGUGUAGUAAGAGAGUGCACAAAAAUCUGUACGGAAAUGCCUGAAAAAUUGGAUUACGUAACGACCCUUUCCCCUGAAAUUCUAGAAAAAGUUGAAAAAGAACUCGGAGAAGAUGAGCAUCGACGAACUGAAAGCGUUUUGGCACUCCGCGAAUGGGCUAAGAAACAACCUCAUUUACAGUCGAUGCCAUUAGACGCCAAAUUCCUGUUGAGAUAUUUACGCGGAUGCAAGUACAGCAUGGAGAAAGCGAAGAAGAAGUUGGACCUGACUUUGACUUUCCGCACGGCUCUUCCGGAAUUCUUCGACGGAUGGGAUCCGCUUUCACCCGAAAAUCAAGCCGCUCUUAGUUCAGGAGGAUCCCUCCCUUUGCCGGGCUAUGACCACCAAGGGCGUAGGGUGGUGCUGCUCCGACCCGCCUCGCACGACCCCGCCAAGAUUAAGAUCGAAGUUGUCCAACGCGUUAGUUUUAUGGUGUGGGAGAUCAUGGCUGACGAGGACGAGCAAAUGUUCAUCACUGGCAUCACGUUGCUCAUGGACUUGACCAAUUUUGGAAUGAAUCACUUCACAGCGAUGCCGCUUUCCGUGGUCAAAAAGCUGAUGCCUUGCUGGGAGGAUGCUAAUCCGCUCCGCCCCAAAAGUAUGAACUACAUCCACACACCAUCCAUCUUCAACUUGAUCAACAAUCUUGUCAAUACCGUCAUGAAGGAAAAAAUGAAACAGAGGUUGCGCGUACACGGUGAAGACAUGGAGUCGCUCUACAAGGAAAUCAACAAAGACAUUUUGCCCAAAGAUUACGGUGGUGAAAAUUUGUCCGUUGAUGAGCUAACCGCUCUUUGGAAGAAGAAAUGUGAAGAUCGUCGAGACUAUUUGAUUGCGACGUCCAAAAUGAAAUCAGACGAAGCCAAACGUCCCGGCCGACCCAAAACAUCCGACGAAUUGUUCGGAAUCGAGGGAUCCUUCCGGAAACUCAACGUCGAUUAAGGAAACACCUUGACAUCAUAGAUGAUAGGCUAUGCAACGCAUUUAUUGGGGUUUCCUUUCAUUCCAUUUAAUUAAUUUGUACUUUUGUCUCUGUACCGCAGAAUGCAACUUUUAUUUUGGGUCA